Messenger RNA from Linum tenue, 300 nucleotides. Lineage: Eukaryota; Viridiplantae; Streptophyta; Magnoliopsida; Malpighiales; Linaceae. The record is from the annotation of a GenBank genome assembly.
AUGGCGGCAGCAGCCGGCACGCUGAGUCACUCCACAAGCGCGCCACCGCAGUUCUACUUCGACGAGAAGUGGAAGCUCUCCAAGAAAGAGUCCUCGUCGCGCAGCACCCGCUCCUGUUCCGGCGCUUCAACCGCCGCCGUCGCUACGCCGCUGAUGAAGAGGUCGUCGUCGUCGUCGCACCGGAGGUGUUCGUUCACGAGGAAAUGCGCCAGGCUGGUUAAGGAGCAGCGCGCCAGGUUCUACAUCAUGCGGCGAUGCGUCACCAUGCUCAUCUGCUGGCGCGAUUACAGCGAUUCUUGA